Molecule: messenger RNA, 585 nt
Organism: Nicotiana tabacum (common tobacco)
Lineage: Eukaryota; Viridiplantae; Streptophyta; Magnoliopsida; Solanales; Solanaceae
Source: RefSeq, a predicted model, not a curated record
AUGAUUAAGUCAUUGUUGUACCUCACUACAAACAGGCAUGAUAUUGUAUUCAGUGUGGGACUAUGUGCAAGAUUUCAGCCAAAUCCCAAGGAAUCUCACCUGAAGACUGUCAAGAGGAUACUAAGAUAUCUCAAGGGGACUCCUGACCUAUGCUUAUGGUGUCUCAAAGAAUACAGCUUUGAUCUAGUUGGUUAUGUUGAUGCUGACUAUGCAGGUUUUCAUAUUGACAGGAAAAGCACUUCAGGAAUAGCUCAUUUCCUAGUUGUUCCUCCUACGAAAAAUGCCUCUAAGUUAACCAAGGUCAAGGCUACUCCAAGAAAAUCUGUCAACAAUGUCAAGGUCGUGCCAGAUGCUACUGUUCGAGUAGACAUAGUAGUCAAGAAAGCUAUGAUUCAAGGGGAAUCAGUGCAAAUCAUUGCAAGUCAGACACUCUUCCACCCACAAGUGGAGGAACUCACUGUAGAAAAGAGUGUAGGAAAUUUGGAGAAAAAGGUAGAUGCCACUACUAGGGUGCAUGUGGUUGAGGUGGAAGGGAGUAAAGAACCAAUGCAAAAGGAGGCAUCUGAUGGUCUUUCAUUCAGUUAG